Molecule: messenger RNA, 758 nt
Organism: Erigeron canadensis
Lineage: Eukaryota; Viridiplantae; Streptophyta; Magnoliopsida; Asterales; Asteraceae
Product: serotonin N-acetyltransferase 2, chloroplastic
Exons: 1
Coding region: 67-627 (186 amino acids)
Cellular component (GO): cytoplasm
Molecular function (GO): N-acetyltransferase activity
Source: RefSeq, a predicted model, not a curated record
UCACAUAAUAACCACAAACAAAUGAUCACCAUCUAUCCAUAACAAUUUUGUAUACACACAAACACAAUGCUUCUUCAUGGCAACUUCACCCUUCCAUUCCGAUCACCUAUUCGCUUUACGCCUCAAACCACCCACCACAACAUUCGUAAACUCUCAUUCGCGACAGCCCAAUACGCCAUCUCAGAUGAAGAGCUAGAAUCGCGAGGAUUCAUUCUACGUCGUACAAUAGACAACCUAGACUUGGACCACUUGAACAAUGUAUUCGUUGCGGUUGGUUUCCCAAAACGAGACAAUGACAAAAUAAAGGUGGCAUUGGAACACACGGACUCAUUGUUGUGGGUCGAAUAUGAGACAACAAAGAGACCGGUUGCAUUUGCUAGAGCUACUGGUGAUGGUGUGUUUAAUGCCAUUAUUUGGGAUGUGGUUGUAGACCCUACAUUUCAAGGGAUUGGGUUAGGCAAGGCUGUAAUUGAGAGAGUUGUGGAUGAAUUGUUAGAGAAGGGGAUCACGAAUAUUGCUUUGUAUUCGGAGCCUCGAGUGUUGGGAUUCUAUAGACCACUUGGGUUUGUUUCGGAUCCUGAUGGGAUCCGUGGUAUGGUGUAUUCAAGAAAGAAUAAGAAAAAAUAGUUACAGGAAAGCUUUAACGAUUGGCCACAAGAAGUUUUUAUGGUUACUUUUUUUUUUCAUAUUGAUUUAAUAAAUGGCAUGUUAUCAUGGAGUAUUUGUAUGUUGAUAUGAUCAAAAAUAAAUUCAUUGUA